AUGAAUAAUCCGGAGCUAAUAUGGGAAAGCUUAAACAAACACUUCUGCUCCUUUAAGGUUAAAUGUGGAGACACAGAAUUUUGCAGAAAUGAGUAUAAUGUUACAGGUCUUUGUAAUCGUGUUUCUUGUCCGCUUGCUAACCUAGCUUAUGCGACUAUAAUGGAACAUGAAGGCGAAUGCUAUCUGUAUAUAAAAACAGCAGAGAGAGCUCAUACACCUAGAUAUCUUUGGGAAAAGAUCAAACUAAGUAACAACUUUCUUACUGCUAUACAACAAAUAAAUAACAACUUAAAGAAUGUAUAUCCAGACCACCAAAUAUUGAGAUGUAAGCAUAGAUUAACUAAGAUUAGACAAACAUUAGUAAGAGCUAGAAAAAUGGCUUUGCAGACAAGGCCAAAGCUUGUACCUAUAAAGAAGAAGACAGAAAGAAGAGAAGCUACAAGAGAGGAAAAGGCUCAUAUUAGUGCAAAAAUUGAGAAAGCUGUUGAAAAUGAAUUGUUACUUAGACUUCAUGAGGGAGCAUACGAUGGUAUAUAUAAUUAUCCACGUGGAAACUUCAAGAAAGUUGACACCGAAGAAGUAUAUGAAGAAGAGGAAGAUUUGGACAUUCUUGAAUCUCAAUUUGUAGAAUUUAUUCAAGAUGAUGAUGGAGACGAAUCUGAAGAUGAGCUUGACAAAGUGCAUGGGCGAGAAUUAAAAAAACUCUUGAAAGACAAAAAAAAAGUUAAUCUUGAGUAUGAAAUAGACCAAGAUGAACAAUUAAACAAAGGUUAUAUUCAAUAA
Molecule: messenger RNA, 783 nt
Organism: Cryptosporidium muris RN66
Lineage: Eukaryota; Apicomplexa; Conoidasida; Eucoccidiorida; Cryptosporidiidae
Product: MAK16 protein, putative
Exons: 2
Coding region: 1-783 (260 amino acids)
Biological process (GO): maturation of 5.8S rRNA; maturation of LSU-rRNA
Cellular component (GO): preribosome, large subunit precursor; nucleolus
Source: RefSeq, a predicted model, not a curated record